GAUGCCGGGUCACGCCCCCAACGCGGGCCGCCCCUCGUAGUGCCAGACCGUUAGUCUAGCCUUGGGCCCCCUCUACUUCCGGGUCAGAGCCCCGACGACGCGGAGAGGGACUCCUGCAGAGCAGGCCUGAGUAGUUGAACAGGAUGGCAUAGUUCUUCUUAAAGUGACAGACACAAGGCAAGUGAGUGUAACCAGCGAAGAGGCUGUUGGAGGCUCUUCUACGCUGAAUCCAAUCCCGGGCAGAGUUCUGGUCAACAGCUGCGGUGUCUACCUGUUGGGGAAAGAGCAGGAAAAAGCGAGUUGUCUCUCGGGUGAAAGGAAGAGAGUUUUAAACGGCUCCAGGAGCUCGAGGUGGAGCUAGUUCUGAAGUUCCAAUCUUCCCUGUCCCCACCCCCUCUAGCACUGCAAAGCAGGGUAUGUGGUUCUCUCAUCUAUGAAAAGAACGAAGCUUAAGGAGGCCUGCACCUUCGUAGCCAAGACCAGACUCGGGGUUGGGGGCAAUCGCAAGCGCGACUUUGCGGAUGAGAGCUCAGACACAAGGGUUGCUGCCUGUCUGCAGAGAUCCGCCUUGGAUCCGCCCUGAGCAGCGGAGGACCUAACCUAAGGCUUUUCUUCUUAGAGUUGUGAUGGGGGGUGGGUGUGUGAGCGGGGCGCCCGGGACUACCUUGCCCGCCUUCUCCUCCUCUUGGCCAAUCUCCCCGGGAACUCCCGGUCCCAGCCGCGGGGAGCCUCCGGGAGGGGAGCGGUGCAACCCGCCCGCGUCAUCUGAUGCUGUUUCCUGCAGGAGGGAGAAGAGCGGAAAAAAGUGAAACUCCACCCUCCACCUCUGCCUCCCGCCCCCGGGGCCAAAGUACAAAGGGAGGAGGAAGAAGGGAACGGGGUCGGAGCUGUUGGGGCCAAAGGCACUAGCCCGACAAGAGUAGCUUCGGCUCAGCUGGGGACUUUUCUCUUCACCUCCUGUGCCUGAAGACGCAACCAGAGUCCCGGCGCUGACCCUGGCAGGCCCCACCUUACAGUAGGCGGGCGCUGGAGCCAGCUUCCCGGGACUGCUUCGGGACCGAGGGACUCUCUGUCGCUCCAAUUCAGCCAUGGUGAGGCGCCGGAGGCCAGGGGGCCCCACCCCUCCAGCCUGACCACACUGCCCUCGGUGCCCUCCUCCAGAAGCCCGAGAUGCGGGGGGCCGGGAGGCGACACUCCUGGCUCCCCAGAGAGGCGUGGGUCUGGGGCUGAGGGCCAGGGCCGGUAUGCCCAAGUUCCGGCACUAGGGCCUCAGAAGCCAGCGGGGGUGGAGACCACGGGCACCCGAAGAAAGUCCCCCAUACAUUCCAAAGCUGGCUCCGGGCCAUGGAGCCCUUGAAGAACCUCUUCCUCAAGAGCCCGCUGGGGUCAUGGAAUGGCAGUGGCAGCGGGGGCGGCGGGGGUAGUGGUGGAGUCCGGCCGGAGGGGUCCCCGAAGGCGGCAGCAGCUUAUGCCAACCCCGUUUGGACAGCCCUGUUCGACUACGAGCCCAAUGGGCAGGACGAGCUGGCCCUGAGGAAGGGCGACCGUGUGGAGGUGCUAUCCCGGGAUGCAGCCAUCUCGGGAGAUGAGGGCUGGUGGGCGGGCCAGGUGGGUGGCCAGGUGGGCAUCUUUCCAUCCAACUAUGUGUCUCGGGGUGGAGGCCCACCCCCCUGUGAGGUGGCCAGCUUCCAGGAGCUGCGACUGGAGGAGGUGAUCGGCAUCGGCGGCUUCGGCAAGGUCUACCGUGGCAGCUGGCGAGGGGAGCUGGUGGCUGUGAAAGCAGCUCGCCAGGACCCUGAUGAGGACAUAAGCGUAACAGCUGAAAGUGUUCGCCAAGAGGCCCGACUUUUUGCCAUGCUGGCACAUCCCAACAUCAUUGCCCUCAAAGCUGUGUGCCUGGAGGAGCCAAACUUAUGUCUAGUGAUGGAGUAUGCGGCUGGUGGGCCUCUCAGCAGGGCCCUGGCUGGUCGGCGUGUGCCCCCCCAUGUGCUGGUCAACUGGGCUGUGCAGAUUGCCCGUGGGAUGCACUACCUGCACUGUGAGGCAUUGGUGCCUGUGAUCCACCGAGACCUGAAGUCCAACAACAUUCUGCUGCUGCAGCCCAUCGAGGGUGACGACAUGGAGCAAAAGACCCUAAAGAUCACCGACUUUGGCCUCGCCAGAGAGUGGCACAAAACCACCCAGAUGAGUGCUGCAGGGACCUAUGCGUGGAUGGCUCCUGAGGUCAUCAAGGCCUCCACCUUCUCCAAGGGCAGCGAUGUCUGGAGCUUUGGGGUGCUGCUGUGGGAACUGCUGACUGGGGAGGUGCCCUACCGUGGCAUAGACUGUCUUGCAGUAGCCUAUGGUGUGGCCGUCAACAAGCUAACAUUGCCCAUCCCGUCCACCUGCCCUGAGCCCUUCGUACAACUCAUGGCCGACUGCUGGGCACAGGACCCCCACCGCAGGCCCGACUUCGCCUCCAUCCUGCAGCAGCUGGAGGCGCUAGAGGCGCAGGUCUUACGGGAGAUGCCACGGGACUCCUUCCAUUCCAUGCAGGAGGGCUGGAAACGCGAGAUCCAAGGCCUCUUUGACGAACUGCGGGCCAAGGAAAAGGAACUACUGAGCCGCGAGGAGGAGCUGACGCGCGCAGCACGCGAGCAGCGGUCCCAGGCGGAGCAGCUACGACGGCGCGAGCACCUGCUGGCCCAAUGGGAGCUGGAGGUGUUUGAGCGCGAGCUGACGCUGCUGCUGCAGCAAGUGGACCGAGAGCGGCCACACGUGCGCCGCCGCCGCGGCACCUUCAAGCGGAGCAAGCUGCGGGCGCGCGACGGUGGAGAGCGCAUCAGCAUGCCGCUGGAUUUCAAACACCGCAUCACUGUGCAGGCCUCUCCUGGCCUUGACCGGAGGAGAAACGUCUUCGAGGUUGGGGCUGGGGACUCGCCCACCUUUCCUCGGUUCCGAGCCAUCCAGUUGGAACCUGCGGAGUCAGGCCAGACUUGGGGUCGCCAGUCCCCUAGACGUCUAGAAGAUUCAAGCAAUGGAGAGAGGCGUGCUUGCUGGGCCUGGGGUCCCAGUUCCCCCAAGCCUGGGGAGGCCCAGAAUGGGAGAAGAAGGUCCCGCAUGGAUGAAGCCACGUGGUACCUGGAUUCAGAUGACUCGUCCCCAUUAGGAUCUCCUUCUACCCCCCCGACACUCAACGGUAACCCUCCACGGCCUAGCCCGGAGCCAGAGGAGCCACGGCGGUCCGGGCCCACAGAGCGGGGCAACAGCUCCGGGACUCCCAAACUGAUCCAACGUGCGCUGCUUCGGGGCACCGCUUUGCUGGCUUCCCUGGGUCUUGGCCGUGACCUGCAGCCUCCUGGAGGCCUGAGCCGUGAACGGGGGGAGCCCCCACCAGCACCACCCCCUGCACAGAUGCCCUCACCCUGCCCAGCCGAGAUGCCCUCCACCCCGCUCAUCCGCCUCUCACCCACAACACCCAAUGCCCGUGGCUCACCCACUCCUGCACCCUUAUUGCUGGACCUGGGUGUUCCCUCAGGCCAGCCUUCAGCCAAGAGCCCUCGGCGGGAAGAGACACGUGGAAGAACUGUCUCACCCCCACCAGGAAUAUCACGCUCGGCUCCUGGCACCCCUGGAACCCCUCGAUCACCACCCUUGGGCCUUAUCAGCCGACCUCGGCCCUCACCACUCCGUAGCCGUAUUGACCCAUGGAGCUUCGUGUCAGCUGGGCCACGGCCUUCACCCCUGCCCUCUCCACAGCCUGCGCCCCGACGGGCACCUUGGACCUUAUUCCCAGACUCAGAUCCCUUCUGGGACUCCCCACCUGCCAACCCCUUCCGGGGAGGCUCCCAGGACUGCAGGACGCAGACCAAAGAUAUAGGUGCUCAGGCCCCGUGGGCACCAGAAGCAGGGCCUUGAGUGGGCCAGGCCACACCCCCACGCUCCAGCUGCCUUAGAGGAGGCAUAUCAUACACUGGAAGAGGAGCCAUGCAGGCCUCUGUGGCUGCCUUGGUUUCCCCCAGGGACCUUGACCCCUUGCGGGGGUCAGGAACACUACACUGCACAGAAAGCCUUCACACUGGAUGGGGGGGCUACACCCCGCAUACCUACAACCUGUAGGUCCCCUGACUUACCUGCCCCACUGGGGCCUGACACUGUACCUAGCUGGUUGGGAGGACCAGAGCCUGUCUCAGGGAAUUGCCCCGGAAGUGGUGCAGGGAGGAGGGGGAGGUACAGGGGAGAGGGGCUGACCUCAGGUGUCACCAGCACUUUGGACCAAGUCCUGUUACUGUGGCCCCUGCCCCCAAGGCCUAGUUCCUGGACCCCCUUCCCUGGAGGUUAUCAGAGCCGGGGCCCUCUGGGUGCCUUUCUCCUGCCCCAGCCAAGGUUGGGGCCUUGGCCUGGGGAGCCAAUGAAGCCAAAUAAACUCAUAAGCUGUCUCCCCAAA
Molecule: messenger RNA, 4426 nt
Organism: Onychomys torridus (southern grasshopper mouse)
Lineage: Eukaryota; Metazoa; Chordata; Mammalia; Rodentia; Cricetidae
Gene: Map3k11
Product: mitogen-activated protein kinase kinase kinase 11
Exons: 10
Coding region: 1345-3897 (850 amino acids)
Biological process (GO): microtubule-based process; positive regulation of apoptotic process; protein phosphorylation
Cellular component (GO): centrosome
Molecular function (GO): JUN kinase kinase kinase activity; ATP binding; protein binding
Source: RefSeq, a predicted model, not a curated record